AUGCCAAUCAAACGCGUUGGUUGGAUAUGUGGCCAAGUAGUGAAGAGCUUUUCUGGAAAAAUUGAGGGAUUACAGAAAGCAGUCAUGGACCUUGUAGACGAGUUUAAGGAUGAAUUCCCCAGCGUAUUAAGAUUAUCACAGUCAAACCAGAAAACAGAUGUGGCCCCGACAACAUCCAAAACAAGAAUGGCUAUCACUCUAGCUAGGAUACAUGCAGGAGCAGUGCUCCAAGGAUUAUAUAAGAUAUCCAGAUCAUCAAAAUCAGUUGCCAAACUUUUGCAGCCUCAACUUACCCAUAGGCUUUUAGAACUAAAGAACAUAUCGCAUCGUCUGCUGAGGGAUGUAAACACUCCAAAGCAACCUCUGUAUAAAGUUCAGGUCAGAAAGGGUUCUUUGUUAGAUGUAAUCUCCUUUCCAGCAAAAACUGCCUUUGCAAGCAUAAUAUAUGCAUCUUAUGCAACACUAAUUUACUUGACAGUGUGUAUUAAUGCAUUGCUGGAGAAGGUGAAGAAUAUUUUUCAAGAAGAAGAGUCCAUAAGGCAAAACAAAAAGGAUAGUUUUGAAGUUAGAAAAGCCUUUUCUGAGCCUGCGUUUUGUGAACAUGAAAUCAUAGCUAAACCUUAUAGAUCUCUGCCGGAGAACCCAAACACUGUUCUCCUCUCUGAUAUUAAGCUUCCUGAUAUUAAGUUGAGUGACAGGAUUCAAGUAUUACAUUCUGUAUUUGACCAAUCAACUGAAAUGAAUGAAUAAUAUGAAUACAAAAAUGACUUUUUAAAAUGG
Molecule: messenger RNA, 780 nt
Organism: Vombatus ursinus (common wombat)
Lineage: Eukaryota; Metazoa; Chordata; Mammalia; Diprotodontia; Vombatidae
Gene: SPATA9
Product: spermatogenesis associated 9
Exons: 5
Coding region: 1-750 (249 amino acids)
Source: RefSeq, a predicted model, not a curated record